AAGCAAAUCUUGGAGGAGGUCUCGUUAAGGGGAAUCCCAGUUGAGAGAGUUGUUCGCACUUUACUCGCAUAGGGAGACAGAUUAGAGAGUAGAGAGAAUGGCAGAAACCAAUACUGUCCAUUCACCGAUCGUCACUUAUGCUUCGAUGCUUUCACUUCUGGCUUUCUGCCCUCCCUUUGUUAUUUUGCUAUGGUACACAAUGGUUCAUGCUGAUGGCUCAGUUUCCCAAACAUGGGAUUUCUUGAAGCAACAUGGGUUGCAGGGAUUUAUAAACAUAUGGCCAAGACCCACUGCUUUAGCAUGGAAAAUAAUUGCUUGUUAUGCAGCGUUUGAGGCUGCACUUCAGCUUCUUUUGCCUGGAAAAAGGGUUGAGGGUCCAAUUUCUCCUCAAGGGAACCGGCCGAUUUACAAGGCAAAUGGUGUGGCAGCAUAUAUAGUAACAUUGGUCACCUAUCUAGGCCUUUGGUGGUUUGGGAUAUUCAACCCCUCAAUCGUUUAUGAUCAUUUGGGAGAAAUAUUUUCAGCUCUGAUUUUCGGAAGCUUCUUCUUCUGUGUUUUCUUGUACAUAAAGGGUCAUGUGGCACCAUCAUCAACUGAUUCUGGUUCAUGUGGAAACAUAAUAAUGGAUUUCUAUUGGGGUAUGGAGCUGUAUCCUCGAAUUGGGAAGAACUUUGACAUCAAAGUUUUCACAAACUGUAGAUUUGGUAUGAUGGCUUGGGCAGUUCUGGCAUUGACCUACUGCAUUAAGCAGUAUGACCAGAAUGGCAAAGUAGCUGAUUCCAUGCUUGUAAAUACAAUAUUGAUGUUGGUGUAUGUUACAAAGUUUUUUUGGUGGGAAGCUGGGUACUGGAACACAAUGGAUAUCGCGCAUGAUCGAGCUGGAUUUUAUAUUUGUUGGGGAUGUCUGGUAUGGGUUCCAUCUCUAUAUACUUCUCCUGGCAUGUACCUCGUCAACCAUCCUGUGAACCUUGGAACUCAGCUUGCAAUUUACAUAUUAGUGGCAGGCAUUCUCUGCAUAUAUAUCAACUAUGAUUGUGACAGACAAAGGCAAGUAUUUCGCAGAACAAAUGGCAAAUGUACGGUUUGGGGAAAGGCUCCAUCAAAGAUUGUAGCCUCAUACACCACAUCAUCUGGGGAAACAAAGAGCAGCCUUCUUUUAACCUCUGGAUGGUGGGGCUUAUCUCGUCAUUUCCAUUAUGUUCCCGAAAUAUUAGCUGCUUUUUUCUGGACCGUCCCAGCUCUUUUUAAUCAUUUUCUGCCCUACUUCUAUGUAAUAUUUCUUACCAUCCUCCUUUUUGAUCGAGCUAAGAGGGAUGAUGAUCGAUGUCGAUCUAAGUAUGGGAAGUACUGGAAAUUGUAUUGUGAGAAGGUUCCCUAUCGAAUCAUUCCUGGAAUCUACUGAGGGGCAAAUUGCAUUGAAUCUACUUGGUCAUUGUAAGACGUACCUGUUGGGUGUAAUAAUAUUAAUGCUAGGACUCUUUUUAAGCAAUGUAAGUGCCUUUUUGAAGUUAACAUAACUACAUUAGGCGUGUUAAGAUUUUGGUUGUAUAACGUGCCACCUUUACUGUUGAGUUUAAUCUCAUGUUUGUUGUGAGAGUAA
Hevea brasiliensis (rubber tree) is the source of this 1600-nucleotide messenger RNA. Its product is annotated as 7-dehydrocholesterol reductase. Gene Ontology annotation, biological process: sterol biosynthetic process; brassinosteroid biosynthetic process. Bases 98 to 1402 code for a protein of 434 amino acids. Gene Ontology annotation, cellular component: endoplasmic reticulum membrane. The transcript is spliced from 13 exons. Gene Ontology annotation, molecular function: oxidoreductase activity, acting on the CH-CH group of donors, NAD or NADP as acceptor. The record is from RefSeq and is a predicted model, not a curated record. NCBI's taxonomy places the organism in Eukaryota, Viridiplantae, Streptophyta, Magnoliopsida, Malpighiales, Euphorbiaceae.